AUGACCGACAAUCCAGAUGUCCCCAACACCCAAAAGGCCUUCGUGCCCCUCGAAAACAACCCAGAAGUGAUGUCCCACCUAGUCCACCAACUCGGCCUUCCCAAAACAAUCGGCUUCACAGACGUCUUCUCCAUCGAUGAACCAGAUCUCCUAGCCUUCAAAUCUCGCACAGCCGAAGACAGCUCCCUCCCCGAAUACACUGGUUCCGGCCCCGCAGAACCAGUAACAUGGUUCAAGCAAACAAUCCGCAAUGCCUGUGGCCUCAUCGGCCUCUUACAUGCCGUCUCGAACGGCGAGAGCAAAAAACAUAUCACCCCCGGUUCGGACUUAGAUCAGCUCCUCCGUGAUGCGCAGAACCUGGCACCGGCCCAGCGUGCGGAUCUUCUUUACGAAAGCAAGGCGCUGGAAAGUGCCCAUGCGGAUGCGGCUAAGUUGGGGGAUACUGCGGCGCCGGAGGCGGAGGAUAGGGGGGAUGAUGGGACUUUGUGGGAGCUGGAUGGGAGGCGGAGGGGUCCACUUGCGAGGGGGAAGUUGGCGGAGGAUGAAGAUGCGUUGAGUGAGGCUGCGCUGGCGUUGGGAGUGCGUCGAUUCUUGAAGACUGAGGCUGAUGGGGGUAAUCCUGAUUUGCGGUUUAGUCUUGUUAGUCUGGGCCCGUUAUUUGAUUAG
Molecule: messenger RNA, 666 nt
Organism: Penicillium cosmopolitanum
Lineage: Eukaryota; Fungi; Ascomycota; Eurotiomycetes; Eurotiales; Aspergillaceae
Product: Ubiquitin carboxyl-terminal hydrolase isozyme L3
Exons: 4
Coding region: 1-666 (221 amino acids)
Biological process (GO): protein deubiquitination; ubiquitin-dependent protein catabolic process
Cellular component (GO): cytoplasm
Molecular function (GO): cysteine-type deubiquitinase activity
Source: RefSeq, a predicted model, not a curated record